CCGGUAACUAAAAUGGGACGAUCAUUGAGGCUAAUUUGCUUCCUUUUAGUGGCGUUUGGGAUAUUCGUGGACGCACAAAAAGUCAAACGAAUAUACGAGUCGGAAAACUUCUUCGUGACCAACGAAAAGCUCAACUGGUUCGGCGCCGUCGAGUAUUGUGAAGGCAGAGGCAUGCGGCUGGCAGUAAUCGAUACGCUGGCAAAGAAAAAUGAAGUCCUCGCUCUGCUGCAGGUAUCCUAUUUGGUCUUCAACCCGGUCAGAACGCUACUCUGGCUGGGAGCUAGCGAUUUGGCCCAAGAGGGCCGAUUUACUUGGCAUGGCACCGGAAAAGCGUUGGCUGACGGCUACAGCAACUGGUAUCCCGGCGAACCGGAUGGACUAGGCGUCGAGCACUGCGCGGCAAUUCACCAUGAACCGGCGGCAAAUAGGAUCUACAAUUGGUACGAUGUCAGGUGCACGGAGCAGUAUUUCUUUGUUUGUGAGAAACUAACAUCUUGCUGAAGAAAAGCCAUAUAUUCCCUACUUUGCUUGCCAUAGCCAUAUAUCACUCUACUAUGUAAGGAAAAU
This is a messenger RNA of Aedes albopictus (Asian tiger mosquito), 567 nucleotides long. Its product is annotated as perlucin. NCBI's taxonomy places the organism in Eukaryota, Metazoa, Arthropoda, Insecta, Diptera, Culicidae. Gene Ontology annotation, molecular function: signaling receptor activity. The transcript is spliced from 2 exons. The record is from RefSeq and is a predicted model, not a curated record. The coding region runs from base 13 to 501 and encodes 162 amino acids.